This is a messenger RNA of Chara braunii, 3194 nucleotides long. Lineage: Eukaryota; Viridiplantae; Streptophyta; Charophyceae; Charales; Characeae. The record is from the annotation of a GenBank genome assembly.
CGGUAGUACCGAGGUGCCCUGUAAUGCAGCUUUGCCAAUUGAGCAACGGGGUUGCGGGCGUAGAAACCGUUAGACGAAAGCAGCGGGAACUGCUUCACAUUGAUUGAUUGGCUGCAUUGAUCAGCCGACCGACGUGUCGUAUAAUGAAGUGCUUGUGAGUAAAACGUGCCCGAUUUUGUAUUGAUUGACUGGACUGCAUUGAUUAGCCGACCGAGGUGCCCUGUCCUGUAAUGAAUCGCUUGUGAGUAAAGCGUGCUCGAUUUACAUUGAUUGAGUGUAAAGAAGCGCUUGUGCGUAAAGCGUGCUCGAUCUUAUAUUGAUUGGCUGUAAAGAAGCGCUUGUGAGUAAAGCGUGCUCGAUCUUAUAUUGAUUGACAGGACAGGAGUGGUGAGAAUUUAGCAGCGCAAACAAGCGGGUAUGUCAAGAUCUGCUGAUCGGCUCCCGCGGUGGCGUUUCCGCUUCCUCCCGCGAUCUGCUUUCUCGAUGUUGUCGGAUUGAGGAACCGUCUCCAGGGUUUUGUCGACUGACUGUUAGGUAGACUCGACUCCGCUUGCGGUGUCUUCCUUAAUCUCGCUCCGAGCACUGUUUGGGGGACUUGGACAGUUUCCUCGUUCAUUAGUCUUGAGCACCCGUACCGGUGUAGCUUGUCCGUCCGUCUUCUCUCUCUCUCUCUCUCUCUCUCUCUCUCUCUCUCUCUCUCUCUCUCUCUCUCUCUCUCUCUCUCUCUCUCUGUGCUCCUCCCACGCGCCCCCCCUUGCUCUCGCCCUUGGGUCUCUUUUGUCAUCUCAUUGAGGACUGCCAAUUAGAACGGUUCCCUCUCCAGACCUGUGGGAAUCGAUGGAGCGAGGGCGGCAGCAACGGUCGUCGUCAACACUGGGGGCAAACAGGUCACCCAUUGGCUCGCCAAGGAGGAGUGCAGGGAGCGAUUUUCGGCGAUCUGGGAGCCCUCCGAGAAAGAGCAUGAAUGGUGCAAGGGAACCUGAUGCCAUGAAUCCUGGGAACAACCUGUACGUGACGGGCCUGUCGACGCGGGUGACCGAAAGGGAGCUCGAGGAGCACUUCAUGAGGGAGGGGAAGGUUCAGCAAUGUCGACUUGUCGUGGAUCCUCGAACUCGUGAAUCGAGAGGUUUUGGGUUUGUAACGAUGGAAACGGUGGACGAUGCUGAGAGGUGCAUAAAGUAUUUGAACAGAUCUACACUUGAGGGGCGGAUCAUUACUGUAGAGAAGGCAAAGCGGAAGCGAGCAAGGACACCCACUCCAGGCGAAUACCUUGGCGUCCGAGCAAUCGGCGACUUUGGACGUGGGCGUCGAGAUGGAUUUCACCAAAGGCGUUCACCAAGAUACUCUCCAUAUGGAGGGGGGCGUGGAAGAUCACCACGAUACUCGCCUCGGUACUCUCCGUACAGGGGCCGCGAUCGAUCGCCUCGGUAUUCUCCCUACCGUGGGACAAUGAGGUAUGGUAGGUCACGCUCGCCGCAGUAUUCUCCUCAGCACUCAAGGUCUCCAAGACGGUUUUCCCCUCCACCCCGCUCACGAUCUCCCUUGCGAUUCAGGUCACGAUCGCCUCUCCGAUUGGGAUCGCCACGCCCAUAUGGUGGUGGGCUCAAUCAUCGCUCUCGCUCUCGCUCUCUCUCUCCCGGAGGUUUCAGAGGGAGGCAUUGAUGCUUCUCCGUAGCCAAUCCGUUUACACAUACUGUCUUCACGUGAAUAGAAAGGACUGUCAUUAUAGCCGUAGUUUGCUCACCUUUUAGCCCAGGUGCAGUUAAAAUCACCCUAUGUUGGUUAGAUCCCCUUGUGUGAAUGUGCUUUUGAUUGUGGAAGGCUGAUAGGCACUGGAAGCCUGCAAUUUUUGUCCCACUGCGUUCCUUUUAUCUUGUCCAUACUGCUCACUGAAAGGUCUGCUAGAUUUUCAACCUGCCCAGAAAUAGAACGUCAUGCAUCGUCAUAUUUAGAUGGCACUAACUUUCGCACAUCUGUACAAGACAGUCAGCAUCUACUUCUCUGUUACAGCAUAACCUUGCAGGGCCAGAAUAGCUGCAAAAUACAGCAUAACCUCUGGGGAGUGAGUGCGGAUAGAGGAGAGCAGCCGUCAAGUGACCCUUUACUGCCACUGAGGAUUUUUUAUCAGUAUAGAAGUGCCUCCUGUCAGGAAAGCUCAGGUUGACGUCUGUCUGCUGUGAAGUUAUCAAUGGCAUGGCUGACAGCGGUUGAUUUGCUGAAGAGGACAGUGGCGAGGUUUCAUUUUCGGAGAGAGAGAGAGAGAGAGAGAGAGAGAGAGAGAGAGAGAGAGAGAGAGAGAGGUGGCCGGAUUCUUUGCUAUUGUACAUAAUACGGGAGGGUUUGGCAAUGGUCAGACCUUGCUGUUCUUUUUUGACUUGUCUAUGUCUAUUGGCUGUUUUGUCAGAAGCAAUGGCUAUUGUUGCAAGAAGAUGUGAAUAGGACUGAGACAAGGUGAGGAAAGUUUUGGACUUCGUUUCCAAGCCUCUUGUGGAUUUGUGGGCAGCUGUGGGGAGGUGGUUGUAUUUGCUGUGCGUUUUCCUGUGUUCUGCUCUCAAUCCGCAUUCCCGUCUGCAAAAUGUUGAUCUGUGGCUGAACGGUACCAGUUCUGCAGUGCAUAGAGAAAGCCAUAUACGCUUCGCUCAAAAGUCAUUGGUGGUCGAUCGCGAGCUAGUGCACAUUACGCAGAGCAAUGCUUAAUGCAUUCGCUACCUUUGAUCAAUUCGAGUCAUUAUGUGACCAAAACUCCAUCACUUGUUUUUUGAAAUGAUUGCUUCAAGCGUUUUGAUAAGCCAACGCAGGCUUUUAGAAUCCUUGCAAAGACGAGGGACGGCAUGAAUGUGAAAUCAGAAUUUGUCUAGAUCGUACUAUUUGACAUUUUUCUAUUCAGUGUGCUAGCAGCUUUGAGUGAUACAAGAAGAGCCAGUGCAGCUUCGCAUGCAGUAGGAAAGGACAGGGAUGCAAUUGAAAGGACAGGGACGCAAUUGAAAGUAUUUGCUGUGAAUGUACAAUAGCGCUUGUGUAAUGGAAGUGAAAGAGGGACGGCAUGGUGGCAGGUGUAAAGAUGGCGUAAUUGGGGAUUGUUAGGAAGACAAAUAUACAUUUCAACAUGAGCGACGACGAUUCUAGGGGUUGUAAAUGUGUACGAAGUAUGCUCACCUGGUUGAAGUUGAUUGCAAUGAACUGCUUAUUUGAUU